UUCAUUCUUCGUGCCGUAAGUACGAUUGACAUCAUGCCACCCAAAACUUCCGGAAAGGCUGCCAAGAAGGCCGGUAAGGCCCAAAAGUCUAUCACCAAGGGUGAUAAGAAGAAGAAGCGCAGGAGGAAGGAGAGCUACAGCAUCUACAUCUACAAGGUGCUCAAGCAGGUCCACCCUGACACUGGUAUCUCCUCCAAGGCCAUGUCUAUCAUGAACUCUUUCGUGAAUGACAUUUUUGAACGCAUUGCAGCUGAGGCUUCCCGCCUUGCACACUACAACAAGCGUUCCACCAUCACCAGCCGGGAGAUUCAGACCGCUGUCAGGUUGUUGCUGCCCGGAGAACUGGCUAAGCACGCCGUUAGUGAGGGAACUAAGGCCGUCACCAAGUACACUUCUUCCAAGUAAAUCUCUAGGUUGCAUGAUUUACUUGCCUCCUAGAACAACAUCGGCUCCUUUAGGAGCCACA
This is a messenger RNA of Penaeus monodon (black tiger shrimp), 466 nucleotides long. Its product is annotated as histone H2B. The transcript has a single exon. The record is from RefSeq and is a predicted model, not a curated record. The coding region runs from base 34 to 405 and encodes 123 amino acids. Gene Ontology annotation, molecular function: structural constituent of chromatin; DNA binding; protein heterodimerization activity. Gene Ontology annotation, cellular component: nucleosome. Lineage: Eukaryota; Metazoa; Arthropoda; Malacostraca; Decapoda; Penaeidae.